Molecule: messenger RNA, 2433 nt
Organism: Cuscuta europaea
Lineage: Eukaryota; Viridiplantae; Streptophyta; Magnoliopsida; Solanales; Convolvulaceae
Source: the annotation of a GenBank genome assembly
UUGCAACAAAAUGACUUGCCAUGCCACAUGACAUGCAAUUGAUGAGACUGCUUGGUGCUUGAAUUGGCUGUUUUUCGUGCCCGCGGUGGCUUGUAGAUGGGAUGUAGGAAUCUAGAAAUUGAGAGCAGAAUGAAUUCAAAGAAGUGUGAAUCAUGGGUUAGCAAAAAAGAAAUUGAGGGAAAGUGGAAAGAACCGUUCUUGGUGACAGUUUUGGGUGUGAGCUCUCCACAUAAUUUUGUACUACAUUUUUAGAUGAAUUGACCGUUUACGUAAAAGGUACACAAGUAAUUUUCCCAUGGGAUAAUAUGAACGAGAGUGACUGGAGUUAAUUUGACACCACAGGAUUGUGUCGUUCGCCACUGUAUGCUCCUGUGUGUUCGUACAAUCGUAAAUUUAUGUAAAACGAAGAAACCUAUCAGCUAAGAUUCUUUUGCGAUUGAAAGAUUUUUAAUUUCUUGAUAACAAUGGCGACAAGGAGGCCUUUGCAGCUUGCCUUGAGCAGGAUUUACAGUGGAAGAAGGAGCACCCGAAAUUUCUCUAACGCCCAACACGAAGCAAAUGAGGCGGCCUCAUCUUCUCAGCACCUCAUCAACAUGGAAACCGAGUGUAGCGCUCACAAUUACCACCCGAUUCCCAUUGUUUUCUCUCGUGCAAAGGGAUCAUCUGUCUGGGAUCCAGAAGGGAACAUGUAUCUUGACUUCCUCUCAGCAUAUUCUGCUGUCAAUCAGGGGCAUUGCCAUCCCAGGAUCAUGAAAGCGUUAGCAGAACAAGCUGAAAAUUUAACUCUUAGUUCAAGAGCGUUUUAUAAUGACAAAUUUCCUGUAUUUGCCGAACGCCUUACCAGCAUGUUUGGUUAUGAAAUGGCGCUGCCAAUGAACACUGGUGUAGAAGGAGUAGAGACAGCUUUGAAGUUGGCAAAGAAAUGGGGCUAUAUGAAGAAAGGAAUACCAAAAGAUGAGGCUAUAAUUGUCUCAUGCUGUGGUUGCUUUCAUGGACGUACACUUGCUGCUAUUUCCAUGAGCUGUGAUCAUGAGGCAACUCGUGGAUUUUGGCCUUUGUUGCCUGGCAAUCUUAAAGUUGAUUUUGGUGAUGCAGCUGCACUGCAGAAGCUAUUUAAGGAAAAGGGAGACCGGAUAGCUGGCUUUUUAUUUGAACCCAUCCAAGGAGAGGCUGGGGUUAUAAUUCCCCCGCAUGGUUAUCUCAAAACUGUUAGAGAUCUUUGCUCAGAAUUUAAUAUUCUAAUGAUUGCUGAUGAAAUACAAAGUGGGUUAGCACGAUCUGGGAAAAUGCUGGCAUGUGAUUGGGAGGGGGUCCGUCCUGAUGUUGUUAUAUUGGGAAAAGCAUUGGGUGGCGGAGUGCUACCUGUAAGCGCAGUGCUAGCAGACAAAGAUGUGAUGCUUUGUAUUCAGCCAGGAGAGCAUGGAAGCACUUUUGGAGGAAAUCCUUUGGCCAGUGCAGUUGCCAUUGCAUCUCUAGAUGUAAUAAGAGAUGAAGGUCUUGCAGAGAGGUCUGCUCAGAUGGGAGAGCAACUGAGACAACAAUUAGUUAAGGUUCAACAGCAAUUUCCUAUAUUAAUAAAGGAAGUUCGGGGGAAAGGCUUAUUCAAUGCAGUAGAGCUGAAUAUGAAGGCCUUGUUUCCUUUGACUGCUUACGAUGUAUGCCUAAAGCUGAAGGAGAGGGGAAUUCUUGCUAAACCAACUCAUGAUUCUAUAAUACGUCUGACACCUCCUCUUUGUAUGAGUACCCACGAGCUCCAGCAAGGCUCAAAGGCAUUACAUGAUGUUUUGGAGGUUGAUCUACCAAAUAUGAAGACAAAAAAGCCUUUAACGGUAUCCCACACGGCAUCUGCUAAUGCAUGUGACCGGUGCGGGCGCAAUUUGUAUGCUGCUAAGUAGAGUUUGCAUCACUACAGAUUUAGAUGGAGAUUUGAGAAUACUAAUGCAGUUUGAACUCUGUAAUUUAUUUCCUUGGUUCUCUACUUCCAGCAUGAGCAGUGCUCUAAAUAAUGUCAUGCGGCCUCUAGACCAGGAUGAAUUGCGUAAUUGUGCAUACGCUUUUAGCCAGGUCUGAAAUAAGCAACAAGUUGAACGCAUUCAAGGAAUUCUUAAAGCCAAUGCAUGAUUUUUUAGAACAUUUAGUGUGUGCUCUGGUAUGACUAGGCUGGACACGUAGUUCUGGGCCUCUGGCUGGACGGUUAUGAUACCCAAACGGCCAAUCAAUUGUUGUUUUGUUUCUUGUCCGGUCCCAUGUUUGAAACUAACGAAGAACAACUUGCAAAUCAUAAUUUUGUAAUUGUUUGGAAUUCUGAGUCUAACGUGUGUUUUCUUUUGUUCCAUGCGUUUCUGCUUCCCUUUAUUUCCUUUUUGUUCGUAAUUUCUAUCCAAACUUUACUCAUGUCACUUACGGAAAGUCGAAUGGAAUGAUAUUUGGUUG